AUGGAUACAAAAAAUAAAACCAGUGGUGCAUUUAAGCGAAAACAGAGAAAACAAAGAGAAGAAAUGAAACAAAAGUUGCCGAAAAUGGAUAAAUUUUUAACUAAAACUAAAUGUGAUAUAAGUACUGUUAGUACUGAAACGGAAAAUGUUGACUCAUCAGUAUCGAAUGAAAAAUUGACAACACCCACGAUAAAAGAACCUUUGGUCUCCGAAUUAUUUAAAAUGUCCAAUGACUUAGGUAAUUUUAUACACAAAAAAUUAAAUGAUACUGAAAAACGACUUAUUUUUGAUAUGGGACCAUUAAAACCUUCAGGACCAUUUCCAAAAGACCCUCAUCAGGGCAACAGGAGUUUUUCUGAAUCAUAUUAUAUUUUUCAAACUAAAUAUGGACCAGUUAACCGUUUUUGGCUAUGUUAUUCCCCAUUGCUAGAUGCAACCUAUUGUCAACCGUGUUGGUUGUUUUCUUUGCAAAGAAGUACUUGGUGUACGGGUCUUCGAGACUGGAAGCACUUAUCAGAAAGAAUUAAGGAACAUGGUUUUUCGAAAAACCAUAUUGAGGCAUGUGCUGUAUACGAAAUGUGGCAAAAAAAUAUAAAUAUUGACAAAGAUCUUGAAAAUCAAAUUCGUAAAGAAGCAUCAUUUUGGAGAAUGGUUCUUCAAAGGUUAUUUGAUAUUAUAAUUACUCUUGCAACUAAUUCUUUGGCAUUAAGAGGACAUCGGGAGGAUUUAAGUCUAGAAGGAUAUCACGGCAAUUUUUUAUCAGUUGUACAACUUGUCUCCAGAUAUGAUCAAGUCCUAAAUCAAGUUUUGGAAAUGCCAAAAGGAUCAACGAGAUAUCUCAGUCCAACCGUUCAAAAUGAAAUGAUUGAGUGUAUAGGUAAUACACUUGAAGGCCAUUUGUUGGAAAACAUUCGAGCAUCGCCAUUUUUCGCUAUUAUUAUGAAUACCACGCAAGAUAUAGCAAAAGUAGAUCAGCUGAGCAUUGUUGUAAGGUACGCAGCAAUAUCCAGGUCUGAAAAUGGGCAGCCAGUUGAUAUAAAAGUAAAAGAAGUGUUUCUUGGUUUUUAUGCUGUCACUAAGCAUAGUGCUGUAGAUUUAGUUAAACAGGUGAUUACAUUAUUUUCCCAUAAAAAUCUUGAUUUAAAAAAGUGUGUAGGCCAAGGUUAUGAUGGGGCAAGUGUAAUGAGUGGUAGGUAUAAUAGCGUACAAAAGCAUAUUAAGGAUAUUCAACCAAACGCUGAGUAUGUACAUUGUGCCAGUCAUAAUUUAAAUUUAGUAAUAAACGAUGCUGUUCGCGGUUGUAUGGAAAUACAGCAUUUUUUCGUUACUUUACAAGAGCUGUAUAACUUUUUGGGAAACAGUAUUAAGCGCUGGGAUCUGUUAUCAAAAUUUACAAGCGAAUCUGAAGUCACUUUGAAAAAAUUAAAUCCGACAAGAUGGUCUAGUAGGAUAAAUACAAUAACUGCAGUUAAACUCCGGUUUUUUGAUAUUAUUAAAUGUCUAUCUGAAAUAGCUCUUAACUCAAAAAAUGUUGACGAACGCAAUGAAGCAGAUAAUAUUAAAAAAAAAUUGUUUAAAUUUGAAUUUGUGUUGCUUUGUGAAUUCAUGUACCAUGUUUUAAACAACAUAAAUUAUGCAUCCAAAAUUUUACAAAAAGUUGAUAUUGAUUUGGAUCAAGCAACUUCUGAUCACCGAUUUGGUAACAGAAAAGAGAUAUUUAAAAUAACCAUUUUUAAUAAUAUAUUGGACAUAAUUAUCACUCAAUUAAAUACACGUUUUAUUGGUAUGAGUAAAGUCAACAAAAUAUUUGAUUUUUUAACUCCAAAAGUAUUACGUAGUAUUGACGAAAGAACUCUGUUGCAAAAAUGUGAUCAGUUUCAAAGCAAGUAUUCAGAUGUAAUAGGACCAAAUUUUUCGCUCCAGUUUCUCAAUGUUUACCAUCGAACUUUUCCUGAAUUAACUGAGACGUGUAAUGUUUACCAGUUAUGCAAGGAUAUAAUAACCAAAUUCGGAGUGAUGGAAUGUGAUAUAACAGAAGUGUUCAUGGCAAUUUUACUAUUUUAUACCAUUCCUGUAACUUCAGCAGGAGCUGAAAGAUCCUUCAGCAAACUAAAAAUAAUUAAAAAUUAUCUUAGAAAUAGUACCGGACAAGAUCGACUCAAAUAUUUAUCAUUGAUUGCAGUUGAAAACAAAGCAGCUUCAAAAUUGGAUUUAAGUGAAGUGAUAGAUCAAUUUGCUAAUAUUAAAGCUCGCACAGCUAUACAAAUGGAAAAUGGCACUAUUAUAGCUAAAAAAUCUCACACUCAUGAAGCUCAUGGUCCAAUGUUUAAUGAGCAAGAAGUUAUUAAACGUUUUAGGAGCACUUUGAUUGAAAGAUCAAAGACAGAGACUACGCCUCUAAAAGUUAUAUAUGAUGAAGAAAUAGUUAGGUAUGGGUGA
Metopolophium dirhodum (rose-grain aphid) is the source of this 2439-nucleotide messenger RNA. RefSeq names its product zinc finger MYM-type protein 1-like. The record is from RefSeq and is a predicted model, not a curated record. The transcript is spliced from 4 exons. Gene Ontology annotation, molecular function: protein dimerization activity. Bases 1 to 2439 code for a protein of 812 amino acids. Lineage: Eukaryota; Metazoa; Arthropoda; Insecta; Hemiptera; Aphididae.